This is a messenger RNA of Hibiscus syriacus, 2304 nucleotides long. RefSeq lists its product as uncharacterized. The coding region runs from base 119 to 934 and encodes 271 amino acids. The transcript has 3 exons. Gene Ontology annotation, cellular component: membrane. The record is from RefSeq and is a predicted model, not a curated record. NCBI's taxonomy places the organism in Eukaryota, Viridiplantae, Streptophyta, Magnoliopsida, Malvales, Malvaceae.
CAGCCUUAUCAGUAGUUGUAAAUUGCUUAUAAUUUCAAAUGAAUCUAUAAGCCCUUAGAUUGAUUUUUUUUGUGAGGAUAUACUCCCAAUUUGUGUGGAACAUCAGAAAGAUUCAUCCAUGGCUUAUAAGCAUCAUUCUGAAAGGGCUAAAUUUGACAAUGCAUGGAUAGGGUCCUUCGGUGACAGCAUGCAAUUGGCAUCAUGGACCAAGGCAGCAGAAGCUGAUGAAUUGGUACUUCAAAACUGGAAAACUCAAGGUACCUCAGGUGACAUGACAGUGCUUGAUGAUAAUGAGUUACUAUUUCCAAUGAUUCAAGUUGGAAGUCACUUCUCCAAGUGGAUCACAGUGACAAAUCCUAGCAAGCAGCCAGUUAUAAUGCAGCUCAUUCUAAACUCAGGAGAAAUUGUUGAUGAAUGUAGGAGCCAAGAUGAUUUUAUCAAGCUCCGUUCUGGUAGUUUAGUUCAGAAUUCAUCUAUUGCGCCAAUAAGAUUUGGGUUCUCCAUGGCAGAGAAUGCACUGACAGAGGCCUACGUUCAGCCAUAUGGUAGAGCCUCUUUUCGCCCAAUAUUAUUUCACCUAUCAAAUCGUUGUGGGUGGAGAAGUUCAGCACUGAUAAGGAACAACCUUUCAGGUGUUGAGUGGUUACCUUUGGGGGAAUUCGGAGGGUCAGUUUCUCUUGUCCUCUUUGAGGGCUCAGAUCCCAUUCAGAGUGUAGAGUUUAACCUUAGCUUGCCUACUUCUCUGAACAUCUCUCCUCUAAAAAUGUUUUUUAACAUGGAUGAGACUACUUAUGCAUGCACUCUACCAUUUUCAAAAGAGCUGUAUGCGAAGAACACUGGCGACCUACCACUUGAGGUUAGAAGCAUUGAGGUUUCUGGGACAGAGUGUGUAGUUGAUGGUUUUAUGGUGCAUAGUUGUAAAAGUUUGCCUUGAACCUGGACAGUCAACGAAGCUUGUAAUGUCAUACCAGCCAGAUUUUUCAGCAGCCAUGGUACAUAGAGAUCUUGAAUUGGCUUUAGCUACAGGCAUUUUUGUCAUACCCAUGAAGGCAACUCUCCCUGUUUAUAUGCUUAAUCUUUGUAAGAGAUCAGUGUUCUGGGGGCGGCUAAAGAAACUCUCUAUGGCAAUUCUUGUUUCUGCUUCUUUAUUGUUUCUCAUAUUCUGUUUUCUUGUUCACCAAGAAAUGGUCUUGGGCUCCCAAUAUUACCUUUUCAAGAGUGAGGGGAAGAACUCCAUCACUACAAUCAGGACUGGAGGAAAAUCUUCUCGUGCCAACCGUAUUCAGAGAAAUAGCAAGUUUCCUGUGUCAGCUGAAAUGGAUGGUUUGUUAAGUUCAGUUGGGGAUGCUAAAUCCUUGAAGGAGGCAUCCAAUGGUAGAUACCCAAACAGACCAAGGGACAGGAGUUAACUGGUCCAAAUGCUAAACUAACGCCAGAAUAUGACUGGGAACUUAACAGUUUCUUAGAUCCUGAGAGGGAAACUUCUUUGCAAUCUCUGCCCUCAAAAUAUGCGGUGACUGAAAAUCCUGAUAUAAAGGAAGCCUCUCAAGCGGGCUACCUCUCAAUCAGGAUUGGCAAAGAAAAGGUAAGAAGGAGAAGGAAAAGAAAAGGUGGAUUUAGAGAAUUGAUUGAAGUUUCAGGUAGUCAAAGUGGAAAUUCUACGCCUUCAUCCCCCCUGUCCCCUGUAACAUCUGUAUUACCUAAUCGCAAAUGGUCACUCUUUCCUAAUGUUGACCAAUCUGUUGAGGCUAGAAAUCCUUUUAGCCAAUUGGCUGACCAAUACUGCGAGAAAGGUCAAGUUUUUGGGCCUAUUUCUGAAGAAAACUUGUUAGGAGCUAAGGUUUCUGGGGAACAUGGUAGCGAUAACUGGUAUUCUUCGAUACAAGAGCAGUGUACCUUGCCAAGGAAAAUUGUUUCAAAUUCUGUUUUCUUGCCCUCUACUAUUUUUCCUUGUCCGGGCAGGGCUACCCCAGUAUGCUGAGCUCUUCUUCUCCUUUGUCUUCAAACCCUGUUAUUGCUCCUUGCGCUCGAGCUCCUGCGCCUAAACUCUAUGCCCAGAAAACCAUAAAUGCAGAAAGAAAGCGUAGACUGGGAGAUGAAUAUGCAUAUAAUAUUUGGGUGACCAUUUUUCUGGACUCCAUUUAAUGGGUAGUUCAAAGGAUGUUACCUUCAAUUCUAGCACCACAGAAAGUGACCCUGAUAGUUUCUUUGUAAGGGGUCCACUAACUUCCAUGAAAAAAAUCUGAAUCAAGCUCUGUAAGCUUCAAUCAAGAAGGGUAAUAAAAAAUAUCUAGAUAACUGCUA